UGCAGGGCACGAAGUGUAUAGAGAUAUGUUGAAUGCUUUUUCUCAUUUAUUGAGACCUGCUUCAGUUUACAGGAUACACUCUGCAGCUGUCACCAUGUCGUCAGCUUCCAACGUACUGAUGAGACUGGUGGCUACGUCUUACGCUGUCGCCGAGAAGGCUGCGACUAUCACCAGGAAUGUGAUGAGCAGUGGAGAUCUGGGUAUAGUGGAAAAGACUGGAGCUAAUGACCUGCAGACUGCCGCUGAUCGACUUGUGCAAAAAAGUAUAUGUGCAUCUCUGGCACGAAAGUUCCCGCAAAUAACAUUAAUUGGAGAGGAGGACCUGCCAUUAGAAGAAGUGGAGGAGGGACUUUUCGAAACAGGGCAAUCUGAAGAGAUAUUGAAACACACCUGUCCGAAUCAGUACAGCAAUAUCAAAGAGGAAGACCUGGUUGUAUGGGUGGAUCCUUUAGAUGGCACCAAAGAAUACACAGAAGGACUUCUGGAUCACGUUACUAUUCUUAUUGGGAUUGCAUAUGAAGGAAAGGCAAUAGCCGGUGUGAUUAACCAGCCCUAUUAUAACUACCAGGCUGGUGAUAAUGCCGUAUUGGGAAGAACAAUUUGGGGCGUCUUGGGUAUUGGAUCGUUUGGAUUUGAGCUGAAAGAAGUGCCUGACGGGAAGCAUAUAAUCACCACCACACGCUCCCACAGCAGCAAACAAGUGAACGACUGCAUCGCAGCCAUUAGCCCUGAUAAAGUAAUUAGAGUAGGAGGUGCGGGAAACAAGAUAAUUCAGCUGAUUGAAGGACAAGCUUCUGCAUAUGUCUUUGCCAGUCCUGGGUGCAAAAAAUGGGACACGUGUGCUCCAGAGGCAGUUCUCCAUGCUGUGGGAGGCAAGCUUACUGAUAUCCAUGGAAACCCAUUCGAAUACCACAAAGAUGUGAAGCACAUGAAUUCAGCUGGGGUUCUCGCAACUCUGAGAAAUUUUGAUUACUACUCUUCUCGAGUUCCUGACUCUGUGAAACAAACACUGGUGCCAUAGAUAGCAAUGCACAUGAGCUCACUCACUAAAUCCCGAGUUUUGCCUUUCUGUUUUGGUUGGAUCUAGUUUGAGUGACCUUAUUUGAGUAACAAGGGUCCUCUCAUUUACAAAUCAUUUACACUACCAAGUAAUAUUAACAGACCCACCAUGUUUUUUGGACACGUUUCUCACAUAUCUCAUACUGAUGGCUAGCACUUUGAAAUUGUUACCCUGUUGUGUGUAUUAUUCAUAAGCAGGAUAUUGACUGAUUACUGAAUUGAAUUCUUACCUGCAUCAUUUCAAUUCCAUAUACUGCAGGGUAGCAUUUUUCAUGUGCUCUCCAUCAUGGUGUGUAAAUAUGUGCCCUUUAAAACAUGGUGCGACUGGCAGACCUA
Molecule: messenger RNA, 1395 nt
Organism: Pelobates fuscus (common spadefoot toad)
Lineage: Eukaryota; Metazoa; Chordata; Amphibia; Anura; Pelobatidae
Gene: BPNT1
Product: 3'(2'), 5'-bisphosphate nucleotidase 1
Exons: 9
Coding region: 26-1021 (331 amino acids)
Biological process (GO): phosphatidylinositol phosphate biosynthetic process
Molecular function (GO): 3'(2'),5'-bisphosphate nucleotidase activity
Source: RefSeq, a predicted model, not a curated record